Messenger RNA from Nerophis ophidion (straightnose pipefish), 2650 nucleotides. RefSeq names its product potassium inwardly rectifying channel subfamily J member 11, like (gene kcnj11l). Gene Ontology annotation, molecular function: inward rectifier potassium channel activity. Gene Ontology annotation, cellular component: plasma membrane. The coding region runs from base 140 to 1498 and encodes 452 amino acids. The transcript is spliced from 5 exons. The record is from RefSeq and is a predicted model, not a curated record. Lineage: Eukaryota; Metazoa; Chordata; Actinopteri; Syngnathiformes; Syngnathidae. Gene Ontology annotation, biological process: potassium ion import across plasma membrane; regulation of monoatomic ion transmembrane transport.
CAAUGACCUAACAGUUGUCCUCCAAGCAAGCAUCACAAUAACAAAAAAUGAUGGAGAUGUCUGCUUCAUAUUGUUGAUAUUAAUUCAAUAAAUCGAAUAAUCGACCGACAAGUCUUCAGGGUAUCGCAUAUUCAGCAUCAUGCUGGCCAGGAAGGGUCUCCUCCCAGACGGGUUCCUGCUCACCCGCCUGGCUGAGGACCAGAACCAGCCUAACCGCAGCCGUUCCAGGACUCAGAGGGCCCGCUUUAUCACCAAAGCGGGCUCGUGCAAUGUGGCCCACAAGAACAUCAUGGAGCAGGGUCGCUUCCUACAGGACGUCUUCACCACCAUGGUGGAUCUCAAGUGGCAGCACUCCUUCCUCAUCUUCACCUCGGUCUUCCUCUGCUCCUGGAUGCUUUUCGCCAUGGUGUGGUGGCUCCUGGCUUUCGCACACGGCGACCUGCAGCAUCCCUUGCACCCCGAAGGAGAAUUGGCUCCUGUUCCCUGCGUCACCGCCAUCAACUCGUUCACCUCGGCGUUCCUCUUCUCCAUCGAGGUCCAGGUGACCAUCGGUUUUGGCGGCAGAAUGGUGACGGAAGAGUGUCCCUUUGCCAUUAUCGUCUUAAUCAUCCAGAACAUCUUGGGCCUGAUCAUCAACGCCGUCAUGCUGGGCUGCGUCUUCAUGAAGACGGCGCAGGCCAACCGCAGGGCGGAGACGCUCAUCUUCUCCAGGAAUGCUGUCAUCGCCCCGCGAAACGGUCGGCCCACGCUCAUGUUCCGAGUAGGCGACUUGAGGAAGAGCAUGAUCAUCUCGGCCACCGUCCAGCUGCAGGUGAAAGCGACAGCUAUGCGCCGCUCAUGGCAGGAGGUCUUGUACCCGACGCUGUGUGUUUCCACUGCCUUGUUCCUCCAGGUCAUCAGGCGGACGGUGACGGCAGAGGGCGAGGUGAUCCCGGUGAGCCAGCUGGACAUCCAAGUGGAGAACCCGCUUAGGAGCAACGGCGUCUUCCUGGUGUCUCCGCUCAUCAUCAGCCACACGUUGGAAAGAGGAAGCCCUCUCUACGAGCUGUCGGCCCAGUCGUUGACCUCAGCCGACCUCGAAGUCAUCGUUAUCCUUGAAGGCGUGGUGGAGACGACUGGCAUCACCAUGCAGGCUCGGACCUCGUACAUCCCUGAGGAGAUCCUGUGGGGGAGGCGCUUUGUGUCCAUCAUAAGCGAGGAGGACGGUCGCUACUGCGUCGACUACUCCAAGUUCGGCAACACGGUCCGGGUGCGGAUGCCGUCCCUCAGCGCCAAAGAGCUAGACCAGACGCGGGGGGUCCAGGAGGGUGCGCCCGAAGUGCAGCUGCAGGGCUGGGGGCUGGUCCGGGCCGGGCGGGGUGGCUUCCGCAGGGGGGGACGGGCCUGCGACAGUGCCGCCUCGCAGCCCUGGUACGCCCCGGCCGAGGAGGAGGCGGAGCAAGGAGGUCAGAAAAAGACAGUGCAGCUAGAAGUAAUCGGAUGCCAGACGGAGGGGUGACACGCAAUAAAAUGUGACGCUCAGGCCACGCUGACGGGAACGUAGAAGGACAACAACAACAAUGGCUUUAUUUUGUUUAUUCAGGGUUACGUGGCAUCUUCACAGCCAGCACCCAAGGAUGCAGAGCAGCGAGCCGAUAAUGAGCGUGACGGGCGUCGCCAUGGUGACGGCCUUGCUGGAGUUGCACAGGUUGCUGCUGCAGCAGCGGUACGUGAAGGCCGACAUGGCGGGGAACAUCUGGCCAAGGCGGGAAUUGUCACAGUCGGUGUACCUGAUGCACUGACGGAUGGUCUUCCCGCCUGGACACACACACACACACACACACACACACACAGUGAUUAGUCCAGAGAAAAAGCAAAGGACAUUUGACCUCUUACCUCUCUCACUCAAAGACAAGCAGGCGUCCUCGUACGUGCACUCUUGCACAUUCUGACAGUGGCCCGUGUAGUCGGCGCACUUGUAACAGCGAAGUGCGUCCCCUGAAGAGACACAUUUGGACAAAAUGUGCUUGUAAGAACGUUACAGGGCGUGCUCACUCACCUUCACGUAUCAUCACAGCAGCGGCCGCGAACAUCAGCAGGACAAGUUGGCUCCGACGUGCCAUGUCGUCGACUUCUUCCAGCUGGACUGAAUCGGGGAAUGGCCCGACAGUGAGAUGGCGAGCCCACGCACUGAAAACGUCUUUGUGGUGCACACACAAAAGACACACAAAGACUCACUAUGUGGUGUCAUCGCUGUGACAGUUUCUCCCACCCGGGCCUUGGAUACCAUGUCAAUGUGUCCACUGUGUGCGCUCGUCUGUUUGGAACUGUUCACAAACACACACACUUGAGGACAGGAAAAUGACAACGAUCGUUAGUUUUUAACUAAAACAAAACAAAUACUAUAUUUAAUAUAUUUUCUGUGUGCAUGUUAAUCAGACAAGCAACAAAGUGUCAACUUUUGUGGUGUUGGGGUGUGUGUGUGUGUGCGCGUGCAUGUGUGUGUGUGUGUGUGUGUGUGUGUGUGUGUGUCCCAUACAGUAACAGGGCACCAGCAACUAUAGAGACUCAAUUAUUUCCCCAUCCAGCUGCAUUCAAUGACAACACUGUAAUGUAUAAGUACUGUAUACUAUUAAGUCAACUUGAAUAAACAAAUCUCUGGUUUUAUUGA